AAAAUGGAAACGGAGAGCGCCGCCUGAGAAGCAGAGGGAGGUUAAGUCGGUCGUUUCGUGAAGUUGCUGGCGGGACAGUGAGGUACUAGCGAAGUCGCUGGGCGGCUAGGGUUUCUGUGCUAAGUUCCUCCUACACGAAGGAAACGAGGUAUUAGUCGACUAGCUUUAGGAAAAGAUGCAGAGACAGAGAAUCGGAGCUAGGGGAGUUUAGAGCUUUAUGCCAAGGUUCAACGUGGUUGGCGGGAGUUCCUCUCUUUUUCCGGCGAGUUCUUUGUCCCUUGAAGCUUGGACUGGAGUUCUUUCAACGGCGUGUCUGGUUCUAUACGAAGGAUUAGCUGAAAAACAUUUGCAUUCUUUGUUUCAUUGGAGUUGAAACGCGAUUGUUUUCUCUUUUCGUCCAAAUAUAGGUUUAAUAGCUAUCAGAAGCUUGAAGCAUUGAGCAUUAUGCACAGACAAUUAUUGUGAGAAAGAGGAGGAGAAAACGGAAACAGAUUUGUUGGUUUGGAAUAUUAACUGCCAUUCCUCCUCGAAUUGAGCUUGGCAUUUAUUAAAUUGAAAGGAGUGUGUGGCUUUUACUAGCAUUACACUAGUAAGCAUAUUACAUAUAGCGUAUCUGUAUUGACCAUCCACAAUUGGCUGUGUUCGAGACACCUGCGCUUCCUCGGUUUUGUCUUUCUUCUGUACACUAUGUUUCCCAUCUCUUCUUUCUGGUGGUGAAGCAGAAGAGAUCUCGGAUUUGAAUAUUGGAUUUAUUAAGCGAGCAACACCUUUCUGAAAAUGCAUGCUGCCUUUGGUGCAUUUGGGUUCACAAGGAAGGUGUUCUGAUUAAAUUUAUCAAUGGGACAUAUUUUCUUAGAGUUCUACACUUUCAGUGACUGAUCGUUGUGUUUGCUUGUUAGGGUCUUUUUUGUGCUUUUUAUUUUUUUAAUGUAGGAGGGUUGUAUAUGAGGUGUCCAGCUUGGGUCAAUUAAAUGGGUUUAAUAGAUGGUAAGUUAGAGCCGUGAAGAAAAUGACUAAACUGACAUCAAUUGCCCAAAGUUAUCAUGGUAGGAAAAAAGCUAGGGCAUAAUUGUCUGAACUAAUAUAGUAUAGGGGCUAAAUUGAUAUUUCAGCCGUAUUCCAUGUUGAUUCCUGCAAUCAGGUUCAUUCAUCAGAGAAAAAUCUUCAUAAGUAUUCAUUCUGUUCAAUUCAAAUCACUUUCUAUGCUUGCCCAAUUGAGCUCAUAUAUUUCAGAUUCUUCUUCUAGUUCUGAUGGAGAAAAUUCAAAUGGUAAUGUCAGUAGUUCUACUUUAGUCCAAGAUUUUUCUAAAGUUAACUCAUAUGGGGCUGCAGAAAUGCUUUACAAAUUAAGGAAUGAACCAAAUUCUGCAUUAUCAUACUUUCGGCAGAUAAAGGAGUGUGGGUUCCAGUACGAUCUUGAUACUUAUGUGGCAAUUAUUAGGAUACUUUGUCACUGGGGCAUGGAUAUGAGAUUAGAUUCUAUACUGUUGGAGGUGAUAAAGUCAGAAAAGGAGAGUUUGGGUUUUGAUGUGUCAGACUUGCUUGAGGCAUUGAUGGAAGGACUCCACGCUGAGUGCCCUAAUUCUAUAAUUCGGACGCUAGAUGCAUUGGUCAAGGCUUAUGUGAGCACGGGCAUGUUUGAUAAGUCCAUUGACAUUCUAUUCACAACAAGAAGGCGGGGAUUUGGUCCAAGCUUAUUGUCUUGUAAUUUUUUGAUGAAUCGACUUGUUGAUUGUGGGAAGCUGGAUAUGGCUGUGGCUGUAUAUAAGCAGUUGAAGAGGCUUGGGUUUAAUCCAAAUGUCUACACUUAUGGGAUUGUGAUCAAGGCCCUUUGCCGAAAUGGGAAUUUGGAAGAAGCCGCGAGUAUUUUUGGGGAAAUGGAGGAAAUGGGUGUGACUCCUAAUGAAUUCACUUAUUCUGCUUAUCUCGAAGGCCUUUGCUUGCAUGGUCUAUCUUCUUUGGGUUAUGAAGUGUUACGAGAAUGGAAAGGGGCAAACAUACCCCUUGAUGUCUAUCCUUACACUGUUGUCGUUUGUGGAUUUGUUAAUGAAAGAAAGUUUUCAGAAGCAGAAGCUGUUUUCCUUGAUAUGGAAGAGCAAGGUUUGGUCCCUGAUGAUUAUACUUAUGGGGCACUGAUUCAAGCUUAUUGUGAGAUAGGGAAUAUUAUAAAAGCUCUGAAUGUCCAUAAUGAGAUGACAGCUAAGGGUAUUAAAACUAAUUGUGUGAUUCUUAGCUCAAUUCUUCAGUCUUUGUGUCAGAAUGGGAUGGCUUCUGAGGUUGUUGAACAAUUCAAUAGUUUUAAGGAGCUUGGAAUUUUCCUAGAUGAGGUUGUUUUUAAUAUUGCAAUUCAUGCCCUAUGCAAACUGGGGAAGUUGGAAGAGGCUAUGAAGUUGUUAGAUGAGAUGAAGGGUAAGAGGAUGACUCCAGACAUUGUGCACUAUACCACUUUAAUUGAUGGAUACUGCCUACAUGGGAAAGUAUCUGAUGCAUGGGUCUUAUUUAAAGAAAUCAAGAAGAAUGGAUUGAAACCAGAUGUGGUUGCAUAUAAUGUGCUUCUUGGUGGAUUUUCUAGAAAUGGUUUCGCACGAGAGACUCUUCACCUACUGGAUUAUAUGAAGGGACAAGGUUUAAUACCGACCACUGUGACAUAUAAUGUGAUUAUUGAGGGUUUAUGUAUGGGACAUAAUGUGGAGGAAGCUGAAAAAUUUCUUGAUAACCUAAACUCUAAAUCUGAAGAAAAUUAUGCUGCCAUGAUCAAUGGAUAUUGUCAAUCAGGCAAUACAAGUAAAGCUUACAAACUCUUCCUAAAGCUGUCCAAGCAAGGCAUUUCUAUAAAGAGGAGUUCUUGCUUGAAACUGCUGGCUAGCCUUUGUUCAGAACGUGAAUAUGACAGAGCCAUGAAGCUCUUUGAGAUAGUACUGUGUUCUGAUGAUGGCCCUUGUACAUCAAUGUAUAGCCGUAUAAUAUCUGCUUUAUGUCGUGAUGGUGAUAUGAAAAGAGCUAGGUGGAUAUUUGACAAUAUGCUAUGGAGAGGAAUAACUCCUGAUGUAAUUAUUUAUACCAUGAUGUUAAAUGGUUAUUGUAGAGUGAAUUGCUUGCGGGAGGCACACAGUCUUUUUGCUGAUAUGAAAAGUAGGGGAAUUUCUCCUGAUGUUAUCACCUACACAGUUAUGCUUGAUGGACAUUCUAAAGGUUUAAAAAGAACUCAAUCCUCAUCCUGCGCAGGGGGGAACAAGGGAGGAAGCAAGAUUGCUUCUGAUCUCUGGUGUGAAAUGAAGGAGAUGAAAUUGACAGCUGAUGUCAUAUGCUACACUGUGUUGAUUGACAGUCAUUGCAAGUCUGAUAACCUUGAUGACGCUAUUCAGUUAUUCAAUGAGAUGAUUGAUAGAGGUGUAGAACCCGAUAAUGUUACAUACACUGCUCUUUUAUGUGGCUUCUUUAAACAUGGACAUAUAGGAAGGGCUGUCAGUCUUGUGCAUGAGAUGAAGGGUAAGGGAAUAGAACCAGAUAGCCUUUUGAUGAAGGCCAUAAGAGUGUGAAUCAAGCAUUAAACCUCAGGAACUCCUAUACUUGGCUAGUUGGAAAAGCUUUCAAGGAUAUAAGCUUUCAAGUUUGUCAGUCCAUUACCAAAUAUCUUGUUACGCUCUAUGCUGACUUGUAUACUCAAUGAGUCUGAUGGGCUGCUGGGUUCAUUGGCAAUUGUAGAUGAUGUAAUUAAUGAUUGUCAGUAGGGCUGCUAUCACACUGGUGAUAGGCUCAACUUCGAAGAGGAACACAUGGUAGCUUGACUACAAAUUCCUCAAUGAGGUAACACAUGUACACACAUAAAUUCAAUUGUUUUCUUUUGGUGAUUAUGUAUUUAUUAUGUCUAGUUUGAGAUACUUCUUUUUUGAUUUGAUUAUUUAUGGGCUUGUUCCAUACUACAAUGCUAGCCUGUUGGUGUUUGGUCUUAAUGGCAAAUGCUGCUGAUACUUGGGCAAAGACUUUAAAGUGUUAAAUGAAUUCCUAAUGUAAAAAAAGUUUAGUGUCUUUGUUUGUAGGCUCUCUUGCCAUUUAAAUUAUUGAAUGAAGCUAAUGUUUUCACCUUUUACUGAAAGUAGUUUCAAUUUAUUUUAUAAACCAUAAUAGCCCAUCUCAAAAAAAAAAAAAUAAAAAGGAAAAGAGAAAAAUCAUGAUAUGAAUUUUCUAUUUCAAUCAUCCUUAAUUAAUUGGAUUAGAAUCAACUGAUUGAUACUUCCUAAACGAAUAUUUAAAUUUGAUGUUUUGGAUUCUUUAUUCCAUUGGUGUUUCCUUGUAUAUCAUAUUAUACUUGUUGUGUUCUGGAAUUUUGCAACUAAACACACAAGGUAAUAUUAUAUUUGCACUGUAACAUGAAAAUCAAAGGUAUAUAUGCCAUCAUACAUAACCAAAAACAAAAGGUUACAGCAUCUUUAACAAUGCAUUGAUAAAAAAGUAUUAUCUAUAGUUUAUUGAAAUGCAAAGCUUACAAAUUUUUACGAACAUUUUGAAAAUUUGGGAUAAAAUUAUUGUCUUUUACCCAAUUGGGAAGGGUAAAUGAAAAUAAAUUAUUCAAUGCUAGUUUAUGUAAGCUGAAAGCCACUUGUGAUAGCUUCUCUUAAGCUAAAUUAAUUUUUUUAAAUGCUUGCUUACCAAACUGCUCCAAAAAGCAAAAGCUAGAUUAUAAGUUACUGCCAAACACAUUUGUUACUCCUAGCAAAUUUGUCAGAGAAGAAUCUCUCAGCUUCACCUUGAUUUGCUCUUAAUGGUGUAUAAGACAUACCUCAAGGUUAAGAGGAGUGGAUUGAAGUCAUACCUCAAGGUUAAGAGGUCCCCUUGGCUAAAAAGAUGUGUUAUGUAUAGUAUGUCAUUGAUUUGAAUUUCUUUCCCAAUAAAAUCUUUAUAUUAUUUGAAUGAAAGUAUUCCCCUUUCCCCCAAGUUCAAUUAUUCUGAAUCAGAGUUUUGAACCUGAAAUGAGAAAGCUCUUGAAUAAGACACCGAGAAUGUAUGGAAUGGAGAUGCUUUUCAGCCAAGUAGGUCCUGAGUGUGAAUGUAGGUGCAACUUAUAAGGCCAAGUGUCUGUCCUGAGUCCUGACUUUGCCAAGGUUGGCUUGUGUUGUAGAUCUUAAAAUUCCUACUUGCACUCUGUUUUUCAUGGUAGAAGUCAUUUUUAGUUGGUUUUGUUGAAUUUGGUUAUUUAUUCUGUUGAGCAUAUUUUUGUCUGCUUUCAUGUUAUUCUUAAAUUUUGAGCAGCAGUAUUUUCCCCCCACCCCCUUCUAUCUCACACAGUCAUGCUUUCUGAGUCGGUUCAGCAGUGUUGUGGAGUUCCUGAAGAAGCCCAUAUCUCUUUAGAAAGAGGAGUCUGAUGGCUGUGAUAGAAAGAUGAGGUGGGUACUGCAGCCCUGCAAGAAGGGCUUUUGUGAUGAUAUUGGUGGGAAUAUCUGCUUCAUGGAUUGGCUAUUAUGUUUCCCAGAGGCUUUCUUAGUUGCGCCAAGUUUUCACAAUACAGCCAGUGCUCUGACAUCCACCAUUCUCCCCCGCUUUCCACCUCUUCCUCCAUCCUUUCUCAAUCAAAAGGAAUGAGGAAAUGGCGAAAUGUUCUCAUCAUGUUCAGAACAAAAGCCGAAGUUAUUGGACAAACCAAUCUGAUGAUCUCCUUGUUAUUGUUGUUCUUGAUGCCCUUAGGCACUACCAUCGUAUUCAUAUUCUGAUUUCAGGGCUUGACAACUGGUGGUGGACUUGCAACUUUUGUUGAUCUGGGAUCAACUGUUGAGAAGAAUUUGAUAUAUCAGAUGGUUCACAUUGGAAAGCUGAGUGUUGAUGAUGUGAUGGGAGAUCACACUUGGUCGCUGCUGUUUCCUAAACAUUUUAACAGAUAUUAUCCAUUCCCGUCUUUCAUAUGGCAGGCCAUGGCUGCAUCAAGCAUCUAUUGCCAUUCUCGUGCAAAGUUUGUUUAGCACCUUAUCUUGGAGUGACCGACGUAAUGUUAUGGCAAUUACGCCCUCUGCUCCGAAAGGCCCGCAUUCAUUUCUAAAUUUCUUGGAGCAUGCUGGACAUUUCUUGUGUUGACUCUGCUAAAAUGAUAGAGAGAAGUGGAGCAAUACAAUGUGAGAUUUUGGAGGUACUUUUGUUAAUUUCAACUUUUAUACAUUUUCAAGUUUCAAUGAAUAAGGGUGUUUCUAUGAUACUUCUGCAUUGGAUGGAUUUAAACAGCCUGCCCCUGGGACUGGUAGUCUGGUACCUUUAAUAUAUUUAUUCAAAAUUUUCAAAUAAAAUGAAAUUUUGUUUUCUUUGAUUUA
Messenger RNA from Ipomoea triloba (trilobed morning glory), 6296 nucleotides. RefSeq names its product pentatricopeptide repeat-containing protein At2g26790, mitochondrial. The coding region runs from base 1122 to 3539 and encodes 805 amino acids. Gene Ontology annotation, molecular function: protein binding. The record is from RefSeq and is a predicted model, not a curated record. NCBI's taxonomy places the organism in Eukaryota, Viridiplantae, Streptophyta, Magnoliopsida, Solanales, Convolvulaceae. The transcript is spliced from 7 exons.